GAGGCAUCUGAUCCUCCGUUAUACAGAGGAGUCCCUUGACACUUACUUGAAUAUCACUUGCACACGCCUCGCAAGAAGGAAAGGAGAGAAAGCGUCUCUCACAGGAAUUCUGAACUGAAAUCUCCCUCGCCAACCGACCCCGCCUUCUAUCUUCCGAAGCGGACAGGGAUACAGAGACAGAAUUGGAAGGAGGGAAAGGACAUUCACAAUGACGCUCACUACGACUUCCCUCCCUCUUGACUAUUAUGAGAUCCUCGGCCUCUCCUUUACGACUGCGCCCCUCUCGAAGCAAGAACUCAAAACCGCAUACCACCGCGCCCUACUCAAACACCACCCGGACAAGGCUGCCGCCGCUGGCAGCGCCAGCACACCUACUCAGGAUGCGCCUCCAAGUUUUCUGGCCUCGAACGACACCCAUGGCUCUUCCUCGCCACAGACGAGACCCUACACGAUAGACGAGAUUACAGCUGCAUACAAGACUCUCUCCGUCCCAUCUCUACGCGCCGAGUAUGAUCGCUCCCUGCGACUGGAUCGCGCGCGGGCUGCCGCGGGGCAGGAAAAGGCCGGGGGCAAUGGGGUGCUGUUUCACACGGGGUUGGAGGUGGUGGACUUGGAGGAUCUGGGCUGCGCAGAGGAUGAGGACGGCGACGGGGAUGUUUGGUAUAGAGGGUGUCGCUGUGGGGAUGAGAGGGGGUUUCUGCUCACGGAAGAGGAUUUGGAGAGGGAGGCGGAGAAUGGGGAGAUUGUGGUCGGGUGUCGGGGCUGUAGUCUGUGGAUGAAGGUCCUGUUUGCGGUUGAAAAUGAUGGCAGUGAUGAUGAGCAGGGGCGAGUGGGAGAGGUGCAGAAGCAGGGGGCCUGAGGUGUUGGUGAUAUUGGUGGGAAACCCUUGUGUGUAAGCAUACGGUGAUGCUCUUUUUCUGGUCUUCUUGCCCCUGGAGGGUGAGAUGUCACUCGCAUAUUUACCUGGUUCACCGGCU
Messenger RNA from Aspergillus uvarum CBS 121591, 977 nucleotides. Its product is annotated as diphthamide biosynthesis protein 4. The transcript has a single exon. The record is from RefSeq and is a predicted model, not a curated record. Gene Ontology annotation, molecular function: metal ion binding. Lineage: Eukaryota; Fungi; Ascomycota; Eurotiomycetes; Eurotiales; Aspergillaceae. The coding region runs from base 209 to 859 and encodes 216 amino acids. Gene Ontology annotation, biological process: protein histidyl modification to diphthamide.